Molecule: messenger RNA, 1200 nt
Organism: Arctia plantaginis
Lineage: Eukaryota; Metazoa; Arthropoda; Insecta; Lepidoptera; Erebidae
Source: the annotation of a GenBank genome assembly
AUGAUUACAAGAGCUAGAGCCAGCAGAGCACGUUUAACACCUCCGGACUCGUCGCUUCGCUCCGCCGUGCAGUCCCCGGAAGUCACAACACAAGUCCCGGUGAUUACAGAGGCGUCGAGCUCGACUUCAAGCGACGAGUUUUUCUCCCCGCCAACGUCGCCAACACCUGUACGUCGGCAGGGGAGAGGUCGGCCACCGGUUUGCCUGGGAUCCCGAGGCCCAUCGGCUUCGAAUAGGGCCCCCGCUAUCGGUGGUAAUGUGCGUCGCAUGAAAUGGACUUCUUCAAUGAACGAGAACGUCAUGCGAGCAUAUUUUGUGGCUACAGAGGGUGAAACUAAUCUCACUGCGUAUCGUAAUCGUUUACUAACUCUGUUUCAGGAACUUGAACCAACUGUUAACGUUACGGUGCAAAGGUUAUCGGAUCAAGUGCGAGCUAUUAAGCGAUGUAAUUUGUUGAAUAGCUCUGUACUUGAAAGGCUACGCUCCGACUUACAGAUAAGCCUCACUACUUUUCCUUCUUCACAAGCAGUCACGCAUCAAGAUCUCGAAAUACCACAGGCUUCUCCUGCUGAAGGAGAGGAAAUUGAUGCUUCUUCUGUAAGUACCCAGUACAAUGAUAUAAUAAGGAAUACUUUGGAAGGUGCUAUCCUGGAAUAUGGGUCCAUGAAUUUCGUAAACAGACCACGUUUACCUCGUUUGCCGAUGCAUAAGCGAAAUAAGGCUUUAGUGUGUGCCCUUGAUUCUAUAUUACCACCAUAUUUUGAAAAAUGUGAAAACCUCAGUGAUACACAUUCAAUUCUAUAUUGUGCGGCUGUUACUGCAUGUCGAGUAGCUGGUGUCAAAUUCUCAAGAGUUGACAUGGCUCCUCGACCUAAGUCUCUGAUGCCGUCGUGGCAGUGUAGAAUUGAACGUCGUAUCGCUGAGGCAAGGGUACUCAUUGGCAAGCUUAUCCGUUUCAGAUCGGGCAACACACGCCCGAGAGUAAUGCGCUUUGUGAAUCAGACUUUUUCGGGAACUGGUAUCAGGUCCUGUGAUUAUAUGGCACGAGUCACAGAGCGCAUUGACUUUCUGAAACAGAAGGUUUAUGCAUGGGCAAACCGUAUACGAAGGUAUAAAAAAAGAGUGGACCGAUAUACUCAGAAUCGCACUUCCAAAGGGACGAGAGGUGGGUUUAUAGACGGUGGGCGCAGCCUGAUUUAG